Messenger RNA from Trichechus manatus latirostris (Florida manatee), 3628 nucleotides. RefSeq names its product whirlin (gene WHRN). Gene Ontology annotation, molecular function: protein binding. The record is from RefSeq and is a predicted model, not a curated record. Gene Ontology annotation, biological process: auditory receptor cell stereocilium organization; sensory perception of sound. The coding region runs from base 167 to 2890 and encodes 907 amino acids. Lineage: Eukaryota; Metazoa; Chordata; Mammalia; Sirenia; Trichechidae. Gene Ontology annotation, cellular component: stereocilium tip; plasma membrane; cilium. The transcript has 12 exons.
GUCUUAGCGAACCCCUGGGAUCCGGCCCCUGUCUCCGCCUCCCUCCAACCCAGACUCCAGCCGGCGUCUCCGCGCUCCCUGGGGGAUCAAGCUGUCGUGCCAGUUGCCGCGAGCGCAACAGCUGCCCCACCGCGCGCGUCAAGUCCGUUUGGGCCUCGGUGGGGAGAUGAACGCGCAGCUGGACGGACUGUCGGUGAGCUCGUCUUCCACCGGCUCGCUGGGCUCGGCGGCCGGGCCGGGUGGCGGCGGGAGUUCGGGGCUGCGGCUACUGUCGGCCAACGUGCGCCAGUUGCACCAGGCGCUGACAGCGCUGCUGAGCGAGGCGGAGCGGGAGCAGUUCACCCACUGCCUGAACGCGUACCACGCGCGCCGGAACGUCUUCGACCUUGUGCGCACCCUGCGCGUCCUGCUGGACAGCCCGGUCAAGCGGCGCCUGCUGCCCAUGCUGCGCCUGGUCAUCCCGCGCUCCGACCAGCUGCUCUUCGACCAGUACACGGCUGAGGGCCUCUACCUGCCCGCCACCGCCCCCUAUAGGCAGCCCGCCUGUGGCGGCCCCGACGGCGCGGGGCCGGGGGAGGUGCGCUUGGUGAGCCUGCGGCGCGCCAAGGCCCACGAGGGCUUGGGCUUUAGCGUCCGCGGGGGUUCGGAGCACGGCGUAGGAAUCUAUGUGUCGCUGGUGGAGCCCGGCUCUCUGGCGGAGAAGGAAGGGCUGCGAGUCGGGGACCAGAUUCUGCGCGUCAAUGACAAGUCUCUGGCCCGGGUUACCCACGCUGAGGCCGUCAAGGCUCUGAAGGGCUCCAAGAAGCUGCUGCUGUCCGUGUACUCAGCAGGGCGCAUCCCGGGGACCUAUGUCACCAACCACAUCUACACCUGGGUAGACCCACAAGGCCGCAGCACCUCCCCGCCUUCGAGCCUGCCCCAGCCCCACAGCAGCUCCCUGAGGCAGCGUGAGGGUGACCGGAGGAGCACCCUGCACCUCCUUCAAGAUGGGGACGAGAAGAAGGUGAACCUGGUGCUGGGGAACGGCCGGUCCCUGGGCCUCACGAUCCGCGGGGGAGCUGAGUACGGCCUGGGUAUCUACAUCACUGGCGUGGACCCGGGCUCAGAAGCGGAAAGCAGUGGGCUCAAGGUUGGGGACCAGAUUCUGGAGGUGAAUGGGCGGAGCUUCCUGAACAUCCUGCACGAUGAGGCAGUCAAGCUGCUCAAGUCUGCUCAGCACCUCAUCCUGACAGUGAAGGACGUCGGCAGGCUGCCCCAUGCCCGCACCACUGUGGAUGAGACCAAGUGGAUUGCCAGUUCCCGGAUUGGGGAGAUCGCCACGAACUCCACAGGGUUUCCUGGGGAUCUCACAAGAGAGGGGACGAACAAGCCGGGGUUUUACAAGGGGCCGGCCGGCUCCCAGGUGACCCUCAGCAGCCUGGGGAACCAGACACGUGUGCUGCUGGAGGAGCAGGCGCGGCAUCUGCUGACCGAGCAGGAGCGUGCCACCAUGGCCUAUUACCUGGAUGAGUACCGUGGCGGCAGCGUCUCUGUGGAGGCCCUUGUCAUGGCCCUGUUUGAGCUGCUCAACACCCAUGCCAAGUUCUCGCUCCUCUCGGAGGUGAGAAGCACUAUUUCCCCUCAAGACCUAGACCGCUUCGACCACCUGGUGCUGAGGUGGGAGAUUGAGUCAAUGAAGGCGCGGCAGGCCCCAGGCCCUAUAGCCGGCGACACCUACUCCGUGGUCUCCUACACUGACACAGCCUCGUCCACGGGCAGCCACGGCACCUCCACUACCGUCAGCUCGGCCAGGAACACUCUGGACCUGGAGGAGACUGGCGAGGCUGUCCAGGGCAGUGUCAACACCCUCCCAGAUGUCUCCCUGGAUGAUGUCAAGUCCAUCUCCAAGGGGCUGCCGAGCUUCAAGCCACCACCUCACUCGCCACCUCUGGCCCAAAGCCAUGACUGCUCACUUGCCCAGCCAAGGAAGCCAGGGAGAGAGGACCUCCAGCACACCCCCUCUGAGUCGUCCCACUCGGGCAUCGUCUUCUCGGCUGCACAGAACCGCAGCCUGCCGGUGGGCGCCGCACCCACUCCAGGGGCUUCCUCAGCACAGGGCUCGCCCUCCUCCCCCAUCUACGCCUCUGUCUCUCCUGCCAACCCUGGCGCCAAGAGGCCACUGGACACCCAUCUGGCCUUGGUCAACCAGCACCCCAUCGGUCCCUUCCCACGGGUCCAGUCGCCCCCACACUUGAAAAGGCCCUCUGCAGAGGCCACGGUGGCUGGGGGCUGCCUUCCUCCACCCUCGCCCUCCGGCCACACAGACCAGACAGGCGCGAACCAGCACUUUGUCAUGGUGGAGGUGCACCGCCCGGACAGCGAGCCGGAUGUGAACGAAGUGAGGGCACUGCCCCAGACGCGUGCAGCUUCCACGCUCUCUCAGCUGUCUGACAGUGGGCAGACCCUGAGUGAGGACAGUGGCGUGGACGCCGGUGAGGCAGAGGUUGGCGUGCCAGGCCGAGGCAGACAGACAGCGUCCACCAAGAGCAGGAACAGCAAGGAGCUGCCUCGGAAUGAGAGAACCACAGAGGGGGCCGCCAAGCCGCCUGGCCUCCUGGAGCCUACAUCCACUCUAGUCCGCAUGAAGAAGAGUGCAGCAACCCUGGGCAUCGCCAUUGAGGGUGGUGCCAAUACCCGCCAGCCCCUUCCAAGGAUCGUCACGAUUCAGCGAGGUGGCUCAGCCCACAACUGUGGGCAGCUCAAGGUGGGCCACGUGAUCCUGGAAGUGAACGGGCUGACGCUUCGGGGCAAGGAGCAUCGGGAGGCUGCCCGCAUCAUCGCUGAGGCCUUCAAGACCAAGGAGUGUGACUACAUUGACUUUCUGGUCACCGAGUUCAAUGUGGUGCUCUAGGGGCUGAGGCCCGAGUGCCUCCACCACUGCCCAGCUCUUGGCCCUGGUCCCUUCUCCCUCCCGGCACUGUCAGGCUCCUUGAAGGUCCGAGGGUACGUGGCCAGGGUAGCAGGAAGACAUCCCCCAACUCCACCACAGCCCACUGGACCAGACCAGGGAAAGAAGAGAGCUGGGCAAGAAGAGAGAGAGACAAACAGAAGGUCAUGUCAGGACCUGGUGCCGCACCGGGUACACAGUAGCUGCUCACUCCACAUGUGGGCCGUGAGAAGGGGAGAAAGAAGGGGAAAGGCAGAGCGCCUGUAUCUUGGCACGUCCAUGGAAGCCUGCCAGGGCCUGUUCGAGUUGGAUGGGGGGCGCCCCUGCCCCUAGCCAGCUGGACCCAGUCUGCCCCUAGCCAGCUGGACCCAGUCCACCCCCAGACACCUGAGCCUUUGUCUGGAGUGAGGUCACAGUGAGAAUUCAUGGACUCAGCCCCUGGCCAGGGGGGCAUCUCGCAGGACCUUUAGUGCCACAAAUAAGCAUCAAGCACCUCCCCGUUCACACCCUUAUUCUGGGCUCCUUGUAUCCCCCAUGAUAUUUAUUAUUUAUUUCCCUUCCCGCACCCCUGGGGGCCCCAGAGCCCUAGCUUCCCCCCAAACCCUAGCCUAUCCCAGAGGCCUUGCAGGUGACCAACAGCGUCAGUGUAUUUAUAUACAGAGCUUACAACUUUAAUUUUUCAAUAAAGAAAUCUGAACGAGG